AUGAAGGAUAAUGAUCGAACGGCUUUACAUGCCCGUGUACCUCAUGUGCUUCCUGGUGUACGGAAUGUGGAUAAAACACCUACAUCACUCUUGAUUCAAUACUCUCCACGUGAAAUUGCGGCUCAGAUUACCAUUUUAACAUCUCAUGUUCAUCAUUAUCUUACAGGACCAGAACUUAUUGGUCAGCGCUGGAAUACAGAGGAAGCAGUUUUCAUACCAAAUUUUAUUCAAUAUCGAGAUUUUUUUUCUCAAGUGAAUAAUUGGGUAUCGUAUGCUAUUGUUUCUGAGGGAGAUUUAGAACGUCGUUCACUGAAUUUAGCUGCUAUGAUUUUUGUAUGUGAUGAACUCCAUAAAAUGCGAAACUGGGAUAUGUUAGUUGCUGUUUACGGUGGUCUUCGGGAUCCAUCAGUUGAACGUUUACACCAUACAUGGUCAUCACUUCCACGUGAUGUGAUUGAGGUAUCUACCAAAUUGCAAAAUCUCCUUAACCCAGAUGCAGGAUACAAAACUUUGAAGGAUAUUAUGCGAGAAGGAAAACGACCCCAGUUUCCCUGUAUUGCUGUUUUUAUUGAGGAUUUAGUGGAACUAGAAAGUGAGAAAAAUUCUCAACAGGGUUUCGUAAACUUUGGACGUUGUUUGCAGCAAUAUCAACUGUUGCAGUAUCUUCUUCUUGGACGUGACAUGAGAGUUAGUCAUUUGGUGCGUAACGAUUAUUUAAUGGGUUCAUUCUCAUUCUGGGACCCUGUAGACUCAUCUGUGUUGAUGGAACUCUCAAAUAGAAUAGAAGGGAAUUAG
Molecule: messenger RNA, 795 nt
Organism: Trypanosoma theileri
Lineage: Eukaryota; Euglenozoa; Kinetoplastea; Trypanosomatida; Trypanosomatidae
Product: guanine nucleotide releasing protein
Exons: 1
Coding region: 1-795 (264 amino acids)
Biological process (GO): small GTPase-mediated signal transduction
Molecular function (GO): guanyl-nucleotide exchange factor activity
Source: RefSeq, a predicted model, not a curated record